AUGGUUGUAAGAGCUAAAAGAAUAGAACUUACUCCGAAAGGAAUCAGAAAUAUUGGAAAUACAUGCUUUUUUAAUUCUUCUAUUCAGUGUCUUCUUUCAAUUCCAGAGUUUGUUACAUUUUAUAUAGAAAACAAUUUUGACUAUACGAGACCCAUUUCAGGAGCAUUUGCAGAAUUUUUAGCGGAUUACAAAAAAUUGGAAAUAGUAACUCCUAAUAAAUUUUUAAAUUUCUUAAAUAGCAAAAUUAAUUUAUUUGAUGGCUCACAACAAGAUGCACAUGAGUUUGUAAUUAGAUUUUUAGAAGUAUUACAUGACGAAUUACCCAAUAAAUUCAAAAAAUUACAAAGUAAAGAAGAAUUUAUUGCCCAUUGUUCUGAAAACAUUAUUGCUAAACUUUUUUAUAGUUUUAAUAAACAAACAAUUUUUUGUUCUAAAUGUGGAAAUAAAUCGGAAUCUUUUGUUUUAUUGAAUAUGAUGCAAAUACAGGUUGAGAAAACAACACAAGAAGGUCUUUCUCGGAUAUUUGAAAAUGAGAAGAUUGAUGGAUUAGAUGUAUGGAAAUGUGAGAAUUGUGGACAUUCAAAAGUUGCUUUUAAACAAUUAGAAGUCAUAAUUUAUCCUAAAAUACUUAUUUUGUACAUAAGCAGGUUCAAUUCUAUGGCUUACAAAAAUAGAGAUAGUAUUAAAAUAGAUGAAAAAAUCAAAUUAGGUAAUAAUAUUUAUUUUUUUAAUGGAGUAGUUUGUCAUAGUGGAAAUCUUAAUGAAGGACACUAUUAUUCUAGUGCUAAAAGAGGUGACAAAUGGAUUAAUUUUAAUGAUACAUCAAUUUAUCAUGGAGGUGGAAGUUACAGUGAUGAUAGUCCAUAUAUGGUAUUUUAUUCUAAAACAAUUUAA
This is a messenger RNA of Vairimorpha ceranae, 894 nucleotides long. Its product is annotated as ubiquitin carboxyl terminal hydrolase. The transcript has a single exon. The record is from RefSeq and is a predicted model, not a curated record. Gene Ontology annotation, molecular function: cysteine-type deubiquitinase activity. Lineage: Eukaryota; Fungi; Microsporidia; Nosematidae. Gene Ontology annotation, biological process: protein deubiquitination. The coding region runs from base 1 to 894 and encodes 297 amino acids.